GUCUCUGAUGUUCAGGAGAUGGAAAGAGGACUGCUAAGUCUUUUGAAUGAUUUCCACUCUGGAAAACUUCAAGCAUUUGGUGAUCUUAAUUAUACAUCCUUUGAGAUGAACCUGUAUUUCCUAGAAGUGGAAGAAAAUAAUUUGCUGAGAUGUCAACUGGAGAUUCUUCCCGGAAAACCCUGGAAAUGGAGAGCUUCCACACAAGGUUCAGUGCCUGGACACCUUUUAGCAACAAGUCAUUAAAUAGGCAGCUCUUUCAGGAAAGAGUUGCUCUUAUAAGUCAUUGGUUUGACCUGUGGACUAACAAGCAACGUCAAGAAUUUUUAUUCACGAUUUUUUCACGAUGCACUAAAUCACAAUUAAGGUUUGUCCAAGACUGGUUUUCAGAAAGGAUGGAAGUGGCCAAAGUGGAUUUCUCUACAGUGUUACCACGCUUCAUUUCUCUCUAUAUCUUCUCCUUUCUGAAUCCGAAAGACUUGUGUGCAGCUGCCCAAGUCAGCUGGCCCUGGAAAUUUUUAGCUGAACAGGAUUGCUUAUGGAUGCCCAAGUGCAUUAAGUUUGGAUGGUUUCUGCCCUUUACUCCAGCAAAUAAUGAGUACGGUGCUUGGAAGCACCAUUACAUUGCUUGUGUGUCCACCUUGGAUUGGCUAACACCUAGGGAAGCUGCUGAUAUUUAUGGGACACUGAAUGAACCCAAAAGAGAAGAUGAGGAGCUACAGGAGAGACAAAGAGAAAAGUGCCUAAGGAAAAUAAUUUGGGAGAAAAUUGCACUGCGUAAGAAAGAGUUAUUCAAAGUUCGACCCCCUUGGGUGAGUGGAACAUGCUGCUCUAGAUUGUUGCAAUCCCAGUGCCAACCACGGCUCUCCCAGAGUGUGAGGGAUCAACUGGGUUUACACGAAGCUUUGGAGAAACAGCUUGUUUUGGCAUCGGCAGAAGCCUUGCCCAAGCGAAGCAAUGUUUCUGGAAGCCACUCCUACCCUUUAUUAUCAAAGAAAAAUCAGCAUGGAGUUUAUAAAAAUGAUGACAGCUGUUCAUAUGCUUUCCUGCCACACUUCAUAUUAAUAUCAUCUCGGAUUCCUGCAUAUGAGAUGGUGGUGGAGAGUGUUAAGGCCGGUGUCAUUUCCGUGGUAUAUGAACACAGCGGCAUGACCUUGGAGACUUUGUUUGAUCGCAUAGAAAAAGCUCUGGAUGGGUGGAAGGCAAAGAGUAUAGGAAUAUUUAGCGAUGGAGAUAGCAGAGAAAUCAAUUUACUCCAAGGAUAUAAAAUUGGUAUUAAAAAUUUAUUGAAGCCUGAAGUGAGAGACUUCUGGGAGAAAUUAGGAAGCUAUGUGGCCACUGAAGAAGAAGGGGGCCAUGUGGACUUCUUUGUGCCACUUGGAGCGUCAGAGGCUGGAAUAGAAGUUCUUUCUCAGCUGUCUCAACUAACUGGCACCUUCUUUACGGCCCCCACUGGGAUUGCAACUGGCUCUUACCAACAUAUUCUUAGUGAUUGGCUGGGACCACUUGAAAGGACCCCCCCUUGCAUCUACUUCAGCGAAUUAAAGCUGCAGACGUGGUGCAGCUUCACGGACUUCCUGGAAGACUCCUUGAGAUCAGUAAGGAAACUGUUACGACCUUUCUUCAGGGAGUUGCAGAAGAGCAUCAGUGGCAGGAUGAUAGGGCAGUUUAUGUUCGACACCAUGAGUACGGCCAACAUUCUUAAUAACCAAGAAGUCGCACGAGCUCUGGCAGAUGGACUGACAGAACUGUCCAAAGAAGAUUCUGAAAGAAAUGUUAUAGAAGACAAUUCUCAGAACACAAAGUCAAGUCUCAGCAAAAACGAUCUAAAUUUUGAGGUGCUGGUUAAACUGGAGAGAAAGCUCCAGAUGGACUCAGCAGAAAAGCGAACUAGAGUUGUCAAGGAACUCUUACAGAGUGAGAGAAAAUAUGUGCAGACACUGGAAAUUGUGAGAGAUGUUUAUGUAACGCCACUGAAAGCAGCAUUGUCAUCAAACAGAGCAAUUCUGAGUGCUGCAAAUAUCCAGAUCAUUUUUUCUGAUAUUCUGCAGAUUUUAAGUCUCAACAGGCAGUUUCUAGACAACCUGAGAGACAGACUACAGGAAUGGGGCCCAGCUCACUGUGUGGGGGAAAUAGUCAUAAAGUUUGGAAGCCAGUUGAACACGUAUACUAAUUUCUUCAACAAUUAUCCCAUUGUUCUGAAAACUAUUGAGAAGUGCAGAGAAAUGGUACCAGCAUUCCGAGCUUUCCUGAAGAGGCAUGAUAAGACCAUUGUGACCAAAAUGCUGAGCCUGCCGGAGCUGCUCUUGUACCCAUCCCGACGAUUUGAAGAAUAUAUCAAUCUUCUCUAUGCUCUGAGGCUUCAUACUCCUGCAGAACAUGUUGACCGUGGGGACUUGACCACAGCAAUUGACCAAAUCAAAAAAUAUAAAAGUUAUAUAGAUCAGAUGAAACAAAACGUCAGUAUGAAAGAUCAGCUGUCAGAUAUACAGAGAAUGAUCGGGGGGUGCCCUACUCUAUCAGAAGUAAACAGAUAUCUGAUUAAAGUCCAAGAUGUAGCCCAACUUCACUGCUGUGAGGAGGAAAUAAGUUUGUCUUUAAGGCUGUAUGAACAUAUACAUGAUCUCAGCCUUUUCCUCUUCAAUGACGCACUGCUUGUUUCUAGUCGGGGCACAUCGCAUACUCCAUUUGAAAGGACUACAAAAACUAUCUACCAGUUCAUUGCAUCGGUGGCCCUUCACAGGUUACUUGUAGAAGAUAUUCCAGAUUCCAAGUAUGUCAAGAAUGCAUUUAUUCUUCAAGGUCCUAAACAUGAAUGGAUUUGUGCUACCGAGGUAGAGGAUGAUAAAUUCCUAUGGUUAUCCGUACUCCAAAAUGCAAUCAAAAGUAGUAUGAAGAAGUGAGAUUGGACCCGAAGAAAACAUCAGGGUGCUAAUUCUUCCUGGCAAAGAUAGACAACAUGUUAUUUUCUGUUCCAGAAUAUCCAAUAAGAACAGAAUGAUUAUUAGUCACAAAUGAUGAGAGGAAUGAACUAGGAUGAUCCAUAAAUUUGCUUUAACAUUUAAACUUUACCAUCUAUGCUCACUUAUGUGGAAUGUACAAUCAGAACAAUCUGAGUCCAAAAUUUUAAAACACUUUUUUUGGUAAUUAUUUUUCAUGGACAAUAUUAUUUGACUAAUGUAAUGAAACCUAAGAGCAAGCAUACCGUGUAAAAUUUUUUUUAUGACCUAAUGGAAAAUAAAAUUAGAAUGAAAAGUAUUUCUUAAAUGACCAGUCUAGUAAAAUAUUUUGAUGAUUUACUAAUCAUCUUUAAAAUUUUCACAAAACAAUUACUGAUUUAAAAUAUAUGUAUAAUAUAAAUGGAAACUUACUCAGAAACUUGUUAAACAUAUCAAUAUGAAUGUACUCCUCUACAAAGCAUUAAAAAUAUACAACUACAAACUA
Galeopterus variegatus (Sunda flying lemur) is the source of this 3441-nucleotide messenger RNA. RefSeq names its product epithelial cell transforming 2 like (gene ECT2L). The record is from RefSeq and is a predicted model, not a curated record. The transcript has 21 exons. Gene Ontology annotation, molecular function: guanyl-nucleotide exchange factor activity; protein binding. Lineage: Eukaryota; Metazoa; Chordata; Mammalia; Dermoptera; Cynocephalidae. The coding region runs from base 150 to 2900 and encodes 916 amino acids.